This is a messenger RNA of Cercospora beticola, 1207 nucleotides long. Its product is annotated as dienelactone hydrolase family protein. The record is from RefSeq and is a predicted model, not a curated record. Gene Ontology annotation, molecular function: hydrolase activity. Lineage: Eukaryota; Fungi; Ascomycota; Dothideomycetes; Mycosphaerellales; Mycosphaerellaceae.
UUCUCCAACUCAAGCACUGUAUUCUCCCGUCUGAUCUUAUCGCAGCUGUCCACAGAUUGCGACAAUGUCUUUGAAGCAGUGUUGCGCCACUGGGAGUCUGCACACAGGGACCCCAACCGGAAGAAUCGAAACCCUGCACGGUCUCGACUGCUACAUAGCCGAUGCUCCCCAAAGUCCACCAAAAGGCAUCAUAAUCAUCAUUCCAGAUGCGUUCGGAUGGACACUGCCCAACAAUCGCAUUCUCGCCGACGAUUACGCCAAGAAUGGAUUCACGGUGUAUUUACCUGAAUUCAUGCAAGGUGUGAACAUCCCUCAUGAUAUGAUGAUCAGUAUGAAGGCGAUGUCUGCAACAGGCCUUUGGAAUCAGAUCUAUAAACUCGGACAUGCGGCGUACCUCGCUCGCCACUUCAUUCCAUUCCUGCUGUACAAUCGACCUGCAGUGGCUGGGCCACGAGUAUGGGACUUCGUCAAGGCUGUCAAGCAGAAUGAAGGCAAAGAGCUUCCCAUCGGCACUGCUGGCUUCUGCUGGGGCGGACAUUUCGUCACGCAGCUUUGCAAGGAUGAAAUCAAAGCCGAUGACGGCAGUAGACUGACAGUAUGCGGUUUCGUGGCGCAUCCAUCUUUUCUGAAAUAUCCCGAUGAUAUCGAGGGGGUGGAGUUGCCUUACUCGUGCGCGGCAGCGGAGCUCGAGGAUCCGCAAAUGUCGCAUGAGCAGGCGAAGCAAACCAGGGAAAUCUUAGAGGCGAAGACUGCCAAGCAGAAAUCGCAAGGUAUCGAGCAUGAGUUUGUGAUGUACGAAGGCGUGCAUCAUGGUUUCGCUGUCCGCGCAGAUGAAGAAGACAAGCACGAAGCAGCUCAGGGAAAGAAGGCAGAGGAACAAGCAGUGCGCUGGUUUACUAGAUGGUUUGCCAGUCCACCACCCUGAAGAUGCAACCGAAAAGCACCUGUUUCUCUGAGAUAAUCAACACUUGUCUGCUGAUAGGUUCCGAAACGGGCAGAGUUGUGUCGUGGAAGCGUAGUCCGACGACGGCGUCGUGAGUUUGCAAGAAUACUGCAGAGUUGUCUGGGAGUUCGCCACCUACUGGCAACGAUUCCAGCUGUUAAAUGCCCAUGCAAUGAUAUCCUCUUCUUAAAAUUGGACACGUCCAAGUCCGAUCUUGACUCGAUCCCUAUGGCUGAGGCUUGAAGUCCUAGAGAUGAAGUCUAU